CUACUGGUGCAGGUGUUUUGACAAAAAGUCACCAAUUUCCCUGAGAAAAACUUAAAGCGUUCGUUUCCUGACCUGAAAAUGUGCGAGAUCAUACAACUUCAAGUUGGCCAUUGUGGAAACGAGAUCGGUACCAAGUUUUAUGAGGUGAUUCUUAAAGAGCAUGGCGUCGACCAAACUGGUGCAUACCAAGGCACCUCCGACUUGCAGUCGGAUAAACUCGAGGUUUACCUCCGCGAAACGAACGCAGGCAGCUACCAACCUCGAGCCGUCCUGGUCGACCUGGAGGAAGACACCCUGGCCUCUGUCAGCUCCGGACCGCUGGGCGGGAUAUUUGAUCCGGACAACUUUGUCGUCGCACAGGGCGGAGCUGGGAACAACUGGGCCAGAGGUUUCUUCGGCGAGGGGACUAAGCUGGCAGAAAACGCGAUGGACGUUGUGCGCAAAGAGGCAGAGAGAUGCGACUGUCUGCAGGGGUUCCAACUAACUCAUUCUCUCGGUGGUGGCACAGGUUCGGGUAUGGGCGCACUGCUUUAUCAGAGGAUCCGAGAAGAAUACCCAGACCGCAUGAAGUGCACCUUCAGCGUUGUACCAUCUCCUAGGGUCUCCGAAUCGGUGGUGGAACCGUACAACGCGAUGCUUUCCUUCCAAAAGCUGUUAGAAUCUUCAAAGGGGACCUUCUGCAUCGACAACGAAGCCCUGCUCAACAUCUGCUCUCGCACUCUGAAGCUGUCCAACCCAACUUACGCUGACCUCAACCACCUCGUGUCUGCUACCAUGAGUGACGUUACCGCCAGCCUGAGAUUCCCCUGUCAAAUCAAUUCAGAUCUCCGCAAGAUGGCAGUCAACCUGGUACCAUUUCCCCGUCUCCACUUCUUCGUGUCUGGCUUAGCUCCACUGACAGGAAGAGUCAGUCAACAGGGCGUCUCCCUCACCGUUUCGCAGCUCGUCCAGCAGAUUUUUGAUGCCCAGAACAUGGUGGUGGACUGCAACCCUCGUCACGGCCGCCACCUGACCGCUUGUACCCAGUUUCGUGGUUCCGUUUCCAUGAAGGAAGUCGAAAAGCAACUGGGAAACCUUCAGGACCAAAGCAGCAGCCACUUCGUGAAAUGGAUUCCCAACAACGUGGUAGCCUCUGCCUGUGAUAUCCCGCGCAAGGGUGGGAAAACGUCCGGCAUUUUCAUUGGUAACCACACUGCCAUCCAGGAGAUGUUCAAGCGCAUCUCGAAGCAGUUCGCCGCUCUGUUUCAGAGCAAGAAAUUCUUGCACGAGUACAUCGCCGAAGGUAUGAGCGAGCAGGACUUUAGAGACGCCGAAAACAGUGUUAACGACUUGGUAGCAGAAUACCAGCAGUAUCAGGAUACAACAGUCGAUGUAGGGGCCAACUACUAGGAGGAAAUGAAUGAAUGAGACGA
Molecule: messenger RNA, 1412 nt
Organism: Acanthaster planci (crown-of-thorns starfish)
Lineage: Eukaryota; Metazoa; Echinodermata; Asteroidea; Valvatida; Acanthasteridae
Product: tubulin beta-4B chain-like
Biological process (GO): microtubule-based process
Cellular component (GO): microtubule
Molecular function (GO): GTPase activity; structural constituent of cytoskeleton; GTP binding
Source: RefSeq, a predicted model, not a curated record